Pteronotus mesoamericanus is the source of this 3329-nucleotide messenger RNA. RefSeq names its product calcium binding protein 39 like (gene CAB39L). The transcript is spliced from 11 exons. Lineage: Eukaryota; Metazoa; Chordata; Mammalia; Chiroptera; Mormoopidae. Gene Ontology annotation, molecular function: protein serine/threonine kinase activator activity. The coding region runs from base 161 to 1252 and encodes 363 amino acids. Gene Ontology annotation, biological process: intracellular signal transduction. The record is from RefSeq and is a predicted model, not a curated record.
CCCGCAAUCAAGAGGCCGGCUUCGCUGGAGUAGUGGCGCAGCAGUUUUGUCCGAAGCUGUGUUGAUCAGUGACUUUGGUGAAGACUGAGAGGGUUGAAAUGAACUUGCAGAUGACACACAACUUGUAAGCAUUCCAUAUUGGAAGAAGUGAUUUCUAUAGAUGAAAAAAAAAAUGCCUUUGUUUAGUAAAUCACAUAAAAAUCCAGCAGAAAUUGUGAAAAUUCUGAAAGACAACUUAGCCAUUUUGGAAAAGCAAGACAAAAAGACAGACAAGGCUUCAGAAGAAGUGUCGAAAUCACUGCAAGUCAUGAAAGAAAUUCUGUGUGGUGCAAAUGACAAAGAACCCCCAACAGAGGCUGUGGCUCAGCUAGCACAAGAACUCUACAAUAGUGGUCUGCUGGUGACACUGAUAGCUGACCUACAGCUGAUAGACUUCGAGGGCAAGAAAGAUGUGACCCAUAUAUUUAACAACAUCCUGAGAAGACAGAUAGGCACUCGAUGUCCUACUGUGGAGUACAUUAGUGCUCAUCCUCAUAUCCUGCUUAUGCUUCUCAAAGGCACCAUCUCAAACAUAUAUUAUGCUGUUUCAAAGCAAGUCCAUCUCAUCUGUGCUCAAUUCCCAAUUCCUGUCAUAUAUGAAGUCCCACAGAUUGCCUUACGUAAUGGAAUUAUGCUGAGAGAAUGUAUUCGAUAUGAAUCACUUGCCAAAAUCAUCCUCUUUUCUAAUCAAUUCAGAGAUUUCUUUAAGUAUGUGGAGUUGUCAACAUUUGAUAUUGCUUCAGAUGCCUUUGCUACUUUUAAGGAUUUACUGACUCGACAUAAAGUGUUGGUAGCAGAAUUCUUAGGACAAAAUUACGACACUAUUUUUGAAGACUAUGAGAAAUUGCUUCAGUCUGAGAAUUAUGUGACUAAGAGACAAUCUUUAAAGCUUCUAGGUGAACUGAUCCUGGACAGACAUAACUUUGCCAUUAUGACAAAGUACAUCAGCAAGCCAGAGAACCUCAAAUUGAUGAUGAACCUCCUUCGAGAUAAAAGCCCCAACAUUCAGUUUGAAGCCUUUCAUGUCUUUAAGGUGUUUGUAGCCAGUCCUCACAAAACACAACCUAUUGUGGAGAUUCUAUUAAAAAAUCAACCCAAACUCAUUGAGUUUCUGAGCAGCUUCCAAAAAGAAAGGACGGACGAUGAGCAGUUCACUGAUGAGAAGAACUACCUGAUUAAACAGAUUCGAGACUUGAAGAAAACAACCACUUGAAGUCUCACCAAGAUUUCUGCACCAGUUACCAUUUCAUUUGUUUAGUUUGUACAAAAAGUGUCAUUUCAUAAAAUAAUCACUCUUGGGAAGACUUUUGAGGUGACUAUUUUUUCUCAAUUUUCAGGGUAGAUGGAAUAUAAACAUUUGAAUAAAAAUAAUUAACCUAGAAUAAUAUAUUCAUUUUAAUCAAGUCUGUGAUAUUGAUAAAAGCAUUUGUAACCUUUUGUUGAUGAAAGGCAACAGGGCCAUGCACUUGCAGACCUGAGCUCAGUCCCUAUGAGCCCCUAAGGAGGAAUCCAGAUGAUGGGUCACUGAGUCCUUGAAGAGGAUUAGAUUCUCAGAGGAGGGCUGGGUUUGGGGACAGAAGGCAUAAAACUAUUUUGCUUAUCUGUACUUAGACAAAUUUUUUAAGGCACUGAAAGACCUGAGAAAAUACGAUCCAUGUUUUCUUGUUCCCUGCCAAUACCUUUUAACCAGCUUCCUAUGGAAUCAAUGCCCACCUCCCUGUUCAUGGUCCCACAUUCCAUCCCAAGAGAUGUCAUCAGCAUGCCUGACUCCUGACACAAUCCCUGCUGUUCCCUGCGGUAGGGAUAGCACAGAACCAAGGAUUUAGAAGGGGCAGAGGGGCAUAGAGGACCCGUGUGGUAUGAACUGCUUACUUGAGAACUUGGAACAGAUGGUUAAGAACCAUAGUUCUACCUGUAGUUAUUGAUGUUUCACACAGACUUCUAUGACAUUCAUGAAUAUUUGGAAUAUUUUGUUCAUAAUUGUUAAUGAAAGAAAAAUGUUUUGUGGUGAAAGUAUGUUUUAGAAUAGGAAUCAUUGCAUUAGAAUGCCUAGCAUGUACAAAACCAUGGGCCCAGAGAGUUGCACAGGUCUUUAAAUCACCUUUAUAAAUAAAGGAACACUGCCAUUAGAAGGGCAGGUGAUUAAAUGCAUGAAAAAAUUGUCACAUGAUUAAAAAAUAUUUGUUCAGUUUAUUUUCUAAUAAGCUGCCACUCCUCCCAUUAAAGUCUUUGGUGAAAAGGUACAAUAGAAAAACUGUAAGAUAUUGGUCCCAAAUACUCUCUUGUACACUAGGAUCAUUAAGGAGUUAAUUUGUACUUUUUAAAAAAGUCAUGAAACAACAACAACAAAAAAGAUCAUGGUUUGUUUUCAGACGUCAAAUAUAUAAAAUGGAAUUUUAAAGCUAUAUUUACAACAAGACAUUAAAUGAACAAUUGUUAAACUGUGUUUUUUUCAAAAUUGUUUCCAAAUCAUGAGUUAUUGCCUUCCAUGGGAACCUUCACUUCUUACAAUACUGGGUGUUGUGUUCUUCAACCAGAUGUUUCUCCAACCAGAGAAGGAAAGAUCCCCCUCCAGGAAUCCUUCUCCAGGAUCAGUGCCCUUUCUAGAUUUUGCAUUUGAAUAAUUAUCUGGCAGGGUUUCGUCCUUCUUGGCCGGGGCACAGGUCCAUGUUCUUCUGUGCCCAGCAUGGACUCCUGAGGCAAGUGGUGUCAAACCUGUGGAACCUUCUUCUAGCAUCUCUGGCCAAUGCUGGCAGGGGUGGGUCAGCAAACAGCCCAUCUAAUAACCUUCAUUCUUUAGUCACUGAAGUCUGAUUUCUUUUAUAACAUUCCCAGACAGUCAAAGUCUCUAAGGGCUUGAAUUUUAUGGUUUUGCUUAUUUGAUUAAAAGACAUGAAUAUUAAAUAUAUUUUUAAAAACGAAGGUACAAUAGGCAUUAGAAAUUUAUUUGGUUGCUUAAAUACUGUCCCACAACAUCAUGGAACACAUGUUUUCAAUUACAAAGCAAGGCCUUAGCAUAAUCCUCUUUUUAUUUAUUCUGAACUUGACUUAGCUUUUUCUUAGCAACCCCUUAUCCUAGUGUAGUACCUGUCAAACAAAACUAGUCUUAAGAGGCAAUAAAUGAAGUGGCUAGAGUUCUGUUGUAAUUCAAAUUUGUAAAUUAUUAACGUGAAAGAGGGAGCAAGAAGCUCACAAAAUAUGCUUGCACAACAUUCACUGUAAAUAUUGUGAGAAUUUUAAAAGGUCAUAUUUAAUAUUCAAAAAGACAUUUAAAAUAAAGACUAAAUAAA